AUUCCCCAAAUCAAAAUACCAAACUCAACAUUAAAUAAGUGUACUCAUCAAAAUAUUUGUAACAUAUUUUAUUUUGAACUGAGAAAUUAAACUAUAAGACUAUAUAAUAUGAAAUCGAUAUGUUAGCGAGCUUUGGAGGGUGGAUUAUACUAGUUUUAGUAAAAUGAAAUGAUUAUAGUGACAUGUGUUAAUUAUAAUAUAGAUCUACUAUAUAUGAGUUUGAUGGUGGCCAGAAAUAGGUAGACAUCACAGGCACAACAUCAACUAAAAAAAUACAAUAAAAGUUUGAAUUUUAAAGAAUCAAUUUUGAAAUUCCAAGUUUGGGACGAGAAGGUGCAUGCGAACCGGAUAUGACAAGCACGUGAAAACUCGAUUUGGCAUCACGUGACUAGCACACUUUCCCAAUGACAUGUUUCAGCUUUUCUUCUUCUUAUUAGCUAGCCUCAAGCCCCUAUCUCUACUCGUAACAUGUUCAUGUUUCCUUCAUGCAUUUGUUUAUUAGUUUUUCACUUAUUUUCGAGCAUUGAGCCCAUUUCUCAUUGAUUUCAAAGAAAAAAUCAUCAAAUUUUCUACUGGUAACUUUAAUGUUUUACAUUUCCAAUGUCCAUCGAUAUCCUAUACUCUGUUUAAAUGCAAAUAUGUAUUUGUGUAAUCUAUAGAACCAUCAUAUUAUUGGACUAACAAUUUAUUUAAAAGACUUGAAACUAAAACGAAAAAUGUUUUGGCAUAGUUAUAAGUUUUAAUUAAUACUGUCUCUGUUUCUUUUUCCUUGUUUUUAAAAUACGUACUGUUAGCCUCAAUAAAACUAACUAAACCUGUCAAUUUAUCACGAACAUGUAACGUAUAAAGUAUCAAAAAGUUUUAGUUACCAGUUUAUUUGUCUUCGGUUAUCCACAAUACCUGCCAGUUUAUAACAUUCUACCUACCAAACUAUAGACACUUUUUACUGUACAUUUAAUUUACAAUUUGAGGAGUAUAUAGUUCAAACUUUUCUACUUUUCCUUUUUCUUGAAACUCGUUAAAGAGUAAAAAGAUAAAAGUGAAAGUAAUAGGGCAAAAGGGUAAAAAGCGAAAAGUAGGGAAGAAAGUGAAAUUAAAUGCUCGUCUCUACCACUUUCUUCAAUACUAGCAUUUAAUUUUCGCCCCAGAUCCCUAGCUUCCUUACACACAUCCCUAUCCGUUAAAUUUCGUAGACAACAAACUUAAUUGCAACAAGACGAAUCCUUUUUUUUUUUAUAAUAGUUAUUAAAUUUAACUCGAAAACCCUUUUUGCUUUCUCUCUCUCUCUCCUCUGUUUAGUGUCUGCUACGGGUCUCGUUUAAAGAAAUCAGCAAACCCAUGGAUUCUUCUGUCACUCUCUCGCAUGCACGAGAGCUCUCUUGUACGUUUAAUUUAACCCCCACCCCUUUUGUUUUCUUCCUCCCCAUAACGACAAAUCACUAAUCUUUUUUGAAUUUCUUCAAUCCUCUGUUUCUCUCUCUCUCUCACACACUCUGUUUUCUCCGAUUUGAAAGCAAGAUGGUCUUCCCGUUGUCCUUUCAGCCAAAAGCAUGAGACUUGAGACUACGGAAUGGGUUGCGGAGGAUCCAAAGUCGAUGACCAACCGCUUGUGAUUCUCUGUAGAGAGAGGAAAGAACUGAUCAAAGCGGCGUCGUAUCAUCGCUCUGCUUUGGCCGCCGCUCACCUCGCUUACUUCCAGUCUCUCUGCGACGUCGGCGAGUCUAUCAAACGCUUCGUCGACGAGGAGUUAGUCCUCGCUGGCUCCAACAACAACUCUUCGCCGCCGGACUCGCCCGUUCUCACUCUGCCUUCCGACCAAGGGAAGAAGAAACACAAGAUCUCCUCUUCUUCGACCUCUGUUUCGCAUUCCCUCGUCCAAGAAGAUGAGGAAGAAGACGGAGAAGGCUCGCAUUUGCAUUUGUCCUCUGGAUCUGAGUUCGAUUCCGGAUCGGAAUCUGGAUCUGAUGAUUCUUUAGGUCAUCAUCAUAUCCAUAUCGAAUCUAGCCCUAAAGUGAAAAAGGAACAACCUUUACCGGAAACUUACCCGCCCGGUUACCCACCAAGUUACCCGCCUGGUUAUCCGCCGGGAUAUCAACCGGGUUACUCCUCCGGGUACCAGUAUCCGGGCCAAGGAUGGGGCUUUAUGGGAGAGAACCCGAAUCCGAACCAGUAUCAGGGAAUGUACUUCAUGAAGAAGUCUGCGCCACCGUCUCGUCCGGUAGUGUUUCAGCCGGAGAAUCACCGUGUGGAGAACGGGCAGUGGCCACAGGAGAAUGGUUAUGGAUACUCCAAUGCUGGUUAUUAUGGUUAUCCUGAACAACAACGUAGAGCAGCGCCGCCGUCUCCGGCGAGGCCUCCACCGUCUCCUCCCACGGUUUCCACUUGGGACUUUCUGAAUGUGUUUGAUACUUACGAUUACAACAGAGCUGGAGCUGGUGAAAGUUCUGGUUUUUAUCCGGCUGCUAGUGGAGUUAAGUCGAAUUCAAGCAGCCUUGAUUCGAGGGAGGUGAGGGAGAGGGAAGGGAUUCCUGAAUUGGAAGAUGAAACUGAGCAAGAAACGUUGAAACAGUCCAAGAGGAAUAGUGUUGAGAAGAUGAAAGAGCAUAUACCUGAGAACGAGCCGAGCAAGUGGUCCCAACUUGAUGAGAGGAAGAUCAAGAAGAGAGGAGGAGACUCGGGUGAAGGAACAUCGAGGGAUGUGCCUAUGGUAGAGAGUUCUUUUAGUUCAAAGACAGUGUCUUCGUUUACAAGCAGUGAAGAAGGAUCUGAGUUUCACCAUGUUAACGAAGGAGAAGAAAGGAAUAGCAGUCACGGGCAUGAGGCUGUUGCUAGGAAGAGCGUUGGAGAAGUGGAGGAAGAGUAUGUGAGGAAGAAAGGAGUGAGCUUUGAGUUGGAGGAGAAUAUAGCAGCAACUUCUUUUGAUGUUGAGUCUUCCAAGAUAAGUAGCUUGUCUGCAUUGUCGGUUCACGCCACUAGAGAUCUAAGAGAAGUUGUGAAGGAGAUAAAGAGUGAGUUUGAGGUUGCUUCUUCUCAUGGGAAGGAAGUGGCUGUGUUGCUUGAGGUCAGCAAGUUGCCUUAUCAGCAGAAAAGCUCCGGCCUUAAAGUUAUCUUAUCUCGGAUCAUGUCAUCACGCUCUCAGCCACAACCAUCAAUAAGGUUAACAUCAAGGAUACUGAAAAUAGCAAAAUCAUACAAUGUUCAGGACGUUCCAGAAGGCUUCACUGCAAACCUCUCAUCAACCUUGGAGAAACUCUACGCCUGGGAAAAGAAACUGUACAAGGAAGUCAAGGACGAAGAGAAGCUUCGAGUUAUCUACGAAGAAAAGUGCAAAACACUGAAGAAACUAGACAGUCUUGGUGCAGAGUCUAGCAAGAUUGAUACAACUCGAGCAGCCAUUAGGAAGCUGCUAACAAAACUCGAUGUCUGUAUAAGAUCCGUUGAUUCCAUUUCCAGUAGGAUACAUAAACUGAGAGACGAAGAGUUACAGCCACAGCUCACUCAGUUGAUUCACGGGUUGAUAAGAAUGUGGAGAUCAAUGCUAAAGUGCCACCAGAAGCAGUUCCAGGCCAUCAUGGAGAGCAAAGUUCGAUCUCUCAGGGCAAACACCGGCUUACAAAGAGACUCAGGCCUCAAAGCGAUUCUUGAUCUUGAGAUGGAGCUAAGAGAAUGGUGCAUCAGCUUCAACGACUGGGUCAACACUCAGAAGCUCUACGUGGAGUCUCUAAACGGGUGGCUAUCAAGAUGUCUUCACUACGAACCUGAGUCGACGGAAGACGGUGUGGCUCCUUUCUCCCCAAGCCGCGUUGGAGCUCCGCACGUUUUCGUUAUAUGCAAAGACUGGCAAGAAGCGAUGGAGAGAAUCUCAGGAGAUAACGUCACAAACGCCAUGGAAGGCUUUGCAACGAGUUUACACGAGCUGUGGGAGAGACAAGACGAGGAGCAGAGGCAGAGAGUGAAAGCGGAGUACGUGUCUCAUGAUUUCGAGAAACGGUUGAAUGACCUUCGGAUGGAGAGGGCGAGGGUGAGGAUGAGAAACGAGCAGUUACAAGACGGGGGUGCGUCGUCGGAGAGGAGCGUGGUGUUGUCGGAGAGCGGGAGGAUCUCGGCGCUGGAUGAUCUGAAGGUGGAUUUGGAUUCGAUGAGGAAGAAGCUGGAGGAAGAGAGAGCGAGGCAUAAGGAAACGAUUAAGCUAGUGAACAAUGCGGCUUCGAGUAGCUUACAGUCUGGUUUAGUGCCCAUCUUUGAGGCUUUAGGGAAUUUCACAUCACAAGUUGUGAAAGCUCAUGAACAUGUUAGGUUUCAACAGCCUCAGUCUUCUUCUUGAUGAGGGUUUGAUUUUGCAUCAGAAAAUUUUGGUAAUGAAAAAUUAGAUUCGGCGUAGAAAAAUUGUUUGUAUAUGUUAAUCUCCAUUUAUAAUAUUCAUUGAUUGGUUGAUUA
This is a messenger RNA of Brassica rapa (field mustard), 4437 nucleotides long. RefSeq names its product protein ROLLING AND ERECT LEAF 2. NCBI's taxonomy places the organism in Eukaryota, Viridiplantae, Streptophyta, Magnoliopsida, Brassicales, Brassicaceae. The record is from RefSeq and is a predicted model, not a curated record.